AUGGCAGCCUCUCACCCCGAGAUGGCAAACAUGAGCGCCGCUCGCUCAGAGCACAGCAGUCACGACACUAUCGUCGAUAUGGAACAUACGCCCAACGAGAAGCCCACGUCAUCGCCGGCUCCUAAGAUGGACGACAAGACCAGCUCCAGCGAGGAUGAGGACGAGCAUCAAACUGAGGAGAUGGUCCGCCGACACUCCAUCGUGAGAGACCUCGCUCGACAAUACACGAACACUUCGCAGAACUUCCAGGGGAGCCAGGCCGAUUUCUUCAACGCUGGGGAUCCCGAUUCGCCUCUCAACCCGCAUAGCGAGAAAUUCAACGCCAGAGCUUGGGCCAGAUCAGUGUCAAAGGCUAUGGGAGAUAACGGCUCGGGUUUCCGACAGAGUGGUAUCUGCUUCCAGGACAUGAACGUAUUUGGCUACGGUGCCGAAACAGAUUAUCAGAAGGACGUUGGAAACAUCUGGCUCGGUCUGCCCAGCAUGGCACGAAACAUGUUUGCUCCCAACCAGGGCAAGCGCAGGAUCGAUAUCCUUCGCGGCUUCGACGGUGUUGUCAACUCGGGAGAAAUGCUCGUCGUUCUCGGCCCUCCCGGUUCAGGAUGCUCUACGUUCCUCAAGUCUGUAUCUGGCGAGACUAACGGUAUCUUCGUCGACGACAGCACCUACUUCAACUACAACGGUGUUCCAGCGGAUGAGAUGCACAAGCACCACAAGGGUGAAGCUAUUUACACUGCCGAAGUCGACGUGCACUUCCCUAUGCUUUCGGUCGGCGACACACUCACCUUUGCUGCGCGCGCGCGAUGCCCGCAGAACCUGCCAGCUGGUAUCGACCAUAACCAGUACAGCGCCCACAUGAGGGAUGUUGUCAUGGCCAUGUACGGUAUCAGCCACACCAUCAACACCCAAGUAGGCGACAACUACAUCCGAGGAGUUUCGGGCGGUGAGAGGAAGCGUGUUACCAUCGCCGAAGCCACGCUCUCGAACGCACCCUUCCAAUGCUGGGACAACUCAACCCGUGGAUUGGAUUCAGCGAACGCGGUUGAGUUCUGCAAGACGCUUCGACUGCAGUCGGAACUAUUCGGCCAGACUUGUGCUGUCUCUAUCUACCAAGCGCCCCAGAGUGCAUACGAUCUCUUCGACAAGGCUCUCGUUAUCUACGAAGGCCGUCAGAUCUUCUUUGGUCCCGCCGACGAAGCAAAGGCCUACUUUAUCAACCUCGGAUUCGAGUGUCCUGACCGUCAAACCACGCCCGACUUCCUCACCUCCAUGACAGCGCCCGCCGAACGCGUCAUCCGUCCCGGCUUUGAGAACAAGGUGCCCCGUACACCCGACGAGUUCUUCGCCUGUUGGAGGGAGAGCCGUGCGUAUCAGAUCGUCCAAUCCGAGAUUGAGACGUACAAGAGUCUCCAUCCCAUCAACGGCUCCAGCGCCGAUGCCUUCCGCGAGAACAAGAAGUCUGCUCAGGCAAAGGGCCAACGCCUCAAGUCUCCCUUCACGCUGUCUUAUAUGCAGCAAGUGCAGCUUUGCCUGUGGCGAGGAUGGAAGCGCCUUAUGAGUUCACCCGGCGUGACGAUCUUCGCACUCAUAGCGAAUACAUGUACAGCUCUCAUCGCAUCAUCGCUCUUCUACAACAUGAAACCUACCACGGACGAUUUCUUCAAGCGAGGAGCAGUUCUUUUCCUCGCCGUCUUGUCCAACGCCUUCGCAUCUGCCCUUGAGAUCUUGACGCAGUACGCCCAGCGUCCUAUUGUUGAGAAACAUGCUCGCUAUGCCUUCUACCAUGCCUCUGCCGAAUCGUUGGCGUCCAUCUUGGUUGAUAUGCCGUAUAAGAUCAGCAACAGUAUUCUGUUCAAUGUCACUCUUUAUUUCAUGUCGAAUCUCAAUCGGGAGGCGGGUGCAUUCUUUUUCUACCUCCUGGUGUCCUUCAUCAUGGUCCUUGCCAUGUCUGGUAUCUUCCGAUCUAUUGCUUCCAUCUCCCGUACUCUAUCCCAGGCCAUGGUUCCCGCCUCUCUUCUGAUCCUCGCACUUGUCAUCUUUGCAGGUUUCGUCAUUCCAACAGAUUACAUGCUUGGCUGGUGUCGCUGGAUAAACUAUCUCGAUCCCGUCGCCUACGCCUUCGAGUCACUGAUGGUCAACGAAUUCUCCGGGCGUAACUUCACUUGCACAGGCUUCGUUCCUAGUGCUGGUGUCCCUGGAUACGAGGAUGUCGGUGACCUCAACCGAGCUUGCGCCACCGUGGGAAGUGUUCCAGGCCAGAGCUUCGUCAACGGCGAUGCAUUCCUCAACUCAAAGUACAAGUACUACCACGCGCACAAGUGGCGCAACGUGGGUAUCCUCAUCGCCAUGACUCUCUUCAACCAUCUCGUCUAUAUCGUCGCCACCGAGUUUAUCUCCGCCAAGAAGUCAAAGGGUGAAGUCCUCGUCUUCCGUCACGGCCACGUUCCCGCAGCUGUGUCCAAGGGCAAGGCCGAUCCCGAGGCUGCUUCUUCCGGUCCCAUCCCUACCACCGAAAAGUUCAACAACGAGAACGCCAACAUUCAGGGAUCUACUAGUGUCUUCCACUGGAACAAUGUGUGCUACGAUAUCAAGAUCAAGGGCGAACCGCGCCGCAUUCUCGAUAAUGUAGACGGUUGGGUCAAGCCGGGUACUCUCACGGCUCUUAUGGGAGUAUCAGGUGCCGGAAAGACCACCUUGCUCGACUGUCUCGCCGAUCGAAUCUCAAUGGGCGUCAUCACUGGAGAAAUGCUCGUCGACGGCAAGAUUCGUGAUGAUUCCUUCCAGCGAAAAACCGGUUAUGUGCAGCAGCAGGAUCUUCACCUGGAGACCAGUACCGUUCGUGAGGCCUUGACUUUCAGCGCUCUUCUUCGACAACCCGCUACCACACCACGUGAAGAAAAGAUUGCUUACGUUGACGAAGUCAUCAAGCUGUUGGAUAUGCAAGAGUACGCCGACGCCGUCGUAGGUGUUCUCGGCGAGGGUCUCAAUGUUGAACAGCGCAAGCGUCUCACAAUCGGUGUUGAGCUCGCCGCCAAGCCUCCCCUUCUCCUCUUUGUCGACGAACCCACCUCCGGUCUUGAUUCGCAGACAUCCUGGGCUAUCCUCGAUCUUCUUGAGAAGCUCUCCAAGGCAGGCCAGUCUAUUCUCUGUACCAUCCAUCAACCGUCCGCUAUGCUGUUCCAGCGCUUCGACCGACUCCUCUUCCUCGCAAAGGGAGGUCGCACUAUCUACUUUGGCGACAUUGGCAAGAACUCUGAGAAGCUAACUGGAUACUUCGAGAAGAACGGUUCCGAUCCUUGCCCCAAGGGCGAGAACCCUGCUGAAUGGAUGCUCCAGGUCAUUGGUGCCGCACCAGGCUCGCAUACUGACACCGACUGGCAUCAGGCCUGGCGACAAAGCUCCGAUUAUCAGGACGUUCAGAAUGAGCUUCAGCGUCUCAAGGCCGAGGGCGAUGCCGACUCUUCUGCCCACCACGACCCUGAAUCGUACCGCGAGUUUGCAGCUCCUUUCUUCCAGCAGCUUCAGAUUGCCACUCAGCGUGUCUUCCAGCAGUACUGGCGCACGCCUUCUUACAUCUACUCCAAGGCCGCUCUCUGCAUUCAGGUCGGUCUGUUCAUUGGUUUGGUCUUCCUCAAUGCUCCGUUGUCUAUCCAGGGCUUGCAGAACCAGAUGUUUGCCAUCUUCCAGGUCUUGACCGUGUUUGGCCAACUCGUCCAGAUGCAGAUGCCUCACUUCGUCACUCAGCGAUCCCUCUACGAAGUUCGCGAACGUCCCUCCAAGACAUACAGCUGGAAGGUCUUCAUGCUUUCUCAGAUCAUGGCCGAGAUCCCCUGGAACAGUCUUAUGUCUGUGUUCUUGUUCGUCUGCAUCUACUACCCUGUCGGUUUCCAAAAGAACGCCGAGGCCGCUGGACAGACUGUUGAGCGAGGUGGACUUAUGUGGCUACUCUUCUGGCAGUUCCUCGUCUUCACCUGUACCUUCGCCCAUGCCGCCAUCUCCAUCACCGAUACCGCCGAGGCAGGAGGUAACUUGGCAAACGUCGUCUUUAUGCUCUGCUUGUUCUUCUGUGGUGUUUUGGCUUCACCUGACAACAUGCCCGGCUUCUGGAUCUGGAUGUAUCGAGUCUCGCCGUUCACAUACCUAGUUUCGGCUAUCAUGUCCACUGGACUCGCCAACACCAAGGUUACAUGCGCGGACAACGAGUAUACUAUCUUUGAUCCCCCGAACGGGUCCACCUGUGGUGAAUAUCUCAAGGAUUACACCGCUGCUGCUGGUGGAUACGUGCUCAACAAGGACGCCACCUCCAACUGCAACUUCUGUACCAUCGAGGAUACCAACGUGUUCCUAACGUCUCUUAGCUCAAGCUAUGAGAACAGAUGGAGAGACUUCGGAAUUGGAAUGGUGUAUAUCGUGGUCAACAUCGUUGGUGCUCUCUUCUUGUACUGGCUGGUUCGCAUGCCCAAGAACAAGAACAAGAGCAAGAAGACUAAAUAG
Molecule: messenger RNA, 4491 nt
Organism: Fusarium sp. VM40
Lineage: Eukaryota; Fungi; Ascomycota; Sordariomycetes; Hypocreales; Nectriaceae
Source: the annotation of a GenBank genome assembly